AUGAAGGUGCUGGUCGUCGACGACGACCAGACGUGCCUCGCCGUGCUCAAGAGGAUGCUCGUCCAGUGCCGCUACGACGGGGAUUCUCAACGGUCCUGUAAUCCUCCGUUUUCGAGAAAUUGUGCCCCCUUCUCCCGGUUUUAUCUGUCUGGGGAAUGGAUUUCUGAUGUGUGUUUGAUUAAGGACUGUGUACUUACUAGGCAUUCAUGUGGAUGGGUAGCUUUUGCCAUAGGAAGCUUGAAGGUUACAACCUUUGGAGGUUGUACCCCCCGAACCGCAUUGGUACCGUUUCGAAAGCUGGUUCAGCAUCCUUGGCGGCUUGACAUGUGGCACCACCAUCUGCUCGCUCGUGUUGCAAUCGAACAAGCUACAACUUGUUCUCAGGCCACGAGAGCAUUAGCUAUGCUGCGAGAGAACAGGGGUGCUUUUGAUGUUAUAAUUAGUGAUGUUCACAUGCCUGAUAUGAAUGGAUUCAGGUUACUUGAACUUGUAGGCCUUGAGAUGGAUCUUCCAGUUAUUAUGAUGUCUGCUGAUUCAAGGACGGAUCUAGUAAUGAAAGGAAUAAAACAUGGAGCAUGUGAUUAUUUGAUUAAACCUGUCAGGAUGGAAGAGUUAAAAAACAUCUGGCAACAUGUUGUGAGGAAAAAGUUUGGUGGAAGCAAGGAACAUGAGCAUUCAGGUAGCUUAGAUGAUACAGAUCGGAACAGACUAACUAAUAAUGAUAAUGAGUAUGCUUCCUCUGCAAAUGAUGGAGCUGAGGAUAGCUGGAAGUCUCAGAAAAAGAAACGGGAUAAAGAAGAGGAUGACAGUGAAUUGGAAAGUGGUGAUCCUUCUAAUAAUUCGAAGAAACCCAGAGUUGUUUGGUCAGUUGAGCUCCAUCAACAAUUUGUAAAUGCAGUUAAUCACCUCGGAAUAGACAAAGCUGUUCCCAAGAAAAUUUUGGAGUUGAUGAAUGUCCCUGGUUUAACUAGGGAAAACGUCGCCAGCCAUUUGCAGAAAUUCAGAUUGUAUCUGAAAAGGAUAGCUCAGCAUCAUGCAGGAAUGGCCAAUCCAUAUAGUGUGCCUGCUUCUAGUGCUCAAGUGGCCUCCUUGGGAGGACUUGAUUUCCAAGCUUUGGCUGCUUCAGGUCAAAUCCCUCCUCAAGCCCUGGCAGCUUUGCAGGAUGAGCUCCUAGGACGACCUACAAACAGCCUGGUGUUGCCUGGAAGGGACCAGUCAUCUUUACGACUUGCUGCAGUCAAAGGAAAUAAGCCCCAUGGAGAGCAAAUAGCAUUUGGGCAGCCGAUAUACAAGGUCCAGAAUAAUUCAUAUGCGGCAUUACCCCAAAACAGCUCUGCAGUUGGAAGAAUGCCUUCUUUUUCAGCUUGGCCCAAUAACAAACUUGGUAUGUCAGAUUCAAUGAGCGCACUGGGUCAUGUGAAUAAUUCUCAGAAUAGCAAUAUGGUCUUGCACGAAUUGCAACAGCAGCCAGAUACCAUGCUGUCGGGAACCCUUCACACUCUAGAUGUCAAACCUUCCGGCAUAGUAAUGCCAUCUCAGUCAUUAAAUACUUUCCCAGCUAGUGAGGGACUCUCUCCUAAUCAAAAUUCCUUGAUUAUACCUUCUCAAUCGUCAGGUUUUCUAACAGGCAUUCCUCCAUCCAUGAAGCCUGAACUUGUUCUCCCAACUUCUCAAUCAUCAAACAGUCUGUUAGGUGGGAUUGAUCUGAUUAACCAAGCUUCAACCAGUCAGCCUUUCAUUAGUAGCCAUGGAGGAAAUCUUCCUGGUCUCAUGAAUCGUAACUCAAAUGUGAUGCCAUCACAAGGAAUAAGUAGCUUUCAAACUGGUAAUACUCCAUAUCUGGUUAAUCAGAACUCUAUGGGAAUGGGCUCUAAACCACCUGGUGUUCUAAAGACUGAGAGCACUGACUCUCUUAACCAAAACUAUGCUUAUGCCAACCAUAUGGAUUCCGGCUUGCUGUCUUCUCAGUCAAAAAAUGCACAGUUCGGUUUUCUGCAGAGUCCAAAUGAUAUCACAGGUGGCUGGUCUUCUUUGCAAAAUAUGGAUGGUUAUAGAAAUACUGUUGGGCCAAGUCAGCCAGUGUCCAGUUCGUCUAGCUUUCAGAGUUCUAAUGCAGCCCUUGGGAAAUUGCCUGAUCAAGGACGAGGAAAAAAUCUUGGAUUUGUUGGGAAGGGUACUUGCAUCCCGAACCGCUUUGCAGUGGAUGAGAUUGAAUCUCCAACUAACAGCUUGAGUCACAGCAUUGGAAGCAGUGGAGACAUCCCUGACAUGUUCGGAUUUAGUGGACAGAUGUGA
Molecule: messenger RNA, 2295 nt
Organism: Triticum turgidum subsp. durum (durum wheat)
Lineage: Eukaryota; Viridiplantae; Streptophyta; Magnoliopsida; Poales; Poaceae
Source: the annotation of a GenBank genome assembly